AAGACGUGAGUUGUUGGCGUUCUGCGGUAGCAGCGUUCGGGUUGUUUGUGAGAAGUGUGCCGGGUUUCUAACUGUGGAAAAACCGUUUGAUUCAUAUAAUUAACAUUUCAGCGGUACGUGUGCACGCUCCGUACGGCCGAUGGUGAGACCGCAACAGCAGGCGGGUGCCGCCGAGCCCGCCGGCGCCGAGCCGGCCGAGCAGUCUGCGCCGCUGCCGCCUCUGAACGGCGACUGCAGCGGCCACGGCGGGCCGACGGACGGCUGCGCGCCGGCCGUGCCGCUGGUCAUGUCGUCGCCGCCGCCGACCGACGGUGUGCGCUACACGCCGUCGCCGCACUCUCAGGACUCUGCGUCGCCGCCGCAGGCCGCCGCCAGCCCGCAUGUGGUGCUGCUACACAUAGUGGACGGAGAGAGCAUUCAGUUCCAGCGCGGGGACAAUGUGGAGCUCAUACAAGGUCCCGCCACGGUGCAGAUGGUCUCGACCAACUCGUCGCCGCCGAUGGCGUACCCGGUUCAGGUACCUCCGGGUCACAUGAUGCAGCAGGUGGUGGACGGAACAGGUACCCUGCGGCACGUCAUCCUCUCGCCGGAGCCGAGAGCGCUGGCCACCAUGCCGCCCUAUAGCACGAGCCAGCCGCCGCCGCCGUUCUACCCGGCCCCUCCGCCGCCGCAGGGGUUCGGUCCACCCCCGUACCCCCCUCACGCCAUGUACGGAGCGGGGGGACAGCAGACGGGAGCCGGUCUCCUGGCGGCUGGAGCAGCGCCCAUGCAGCAGGGUCCCUCGCCGCCGCCGCAGCAGACCCAGAUGCCGCCGCCGCACGGUCCCAAGGACCAGCGCUCCCAGCGCCGUAUCCAGAGGAUGCGCCGAAAGCUAAACGAGAAGCAGCGGCCGCCGGCCGGCGGCUCGCGCGCCUCGCCCUCCCCGUCGCCGUCGCCAGGUGACCACAAGAACGGCCGUCGCACCGCCUCUGAGCCGGAGGAGAAUGGAGAGCCGAGUGGGGACAGUACCAGCUCCGUGUGUAGUCAACAGGACGACGAGGACCGAGCCGUCUGCGAGUUCCUCUCCAAACUGCGGCCGCCGCAGGUGUCAGAGAUCACGCGCGGCUCGGCGCUGGUUAGCUGGGCGCACCCGGACGUCACCGUCGACCAGCUGAGUAUUGCGCCCGACCAGCUCAGCUACGAGCUCAGUAUGGCUGAGAGCCGCUCGGGCUCCGGAGGCAGCGCACCGCCGCCGCCGGCUGCCUUCCGGCGAGUGUGCGCCGACAGAACUGUGUCGGCAGAGCUGACACAGCUGCGACCGGCCACCACCUACUACCUGACCCUGCAGUGCAGUCUUGCAGCUCUGCAGGGCACCGUCACCGCGCCUGUGAGCUUCACCACGCUAGCGGCACCCCCAGAGCAGCCGCGGCCGCCCACACUUCUUAGCAAGACCAAGACCAACCUCCACGUCAAGUGGUCGGCGCCGGCCGACAACGGCUCGCGGAUCAGCCAGUACGUGCUCGAGUGUGACGCCGGCCAGGGUUUCAGCGAGGUGACGCGCUGCCGCAGCAAGCAGCACACGGUGACCCACCUGCAGCCGGCCACCGCCUACCGGCUGCGGGUGGCCGCCUGUAACGAGCUGGGCCAGGGCCCGUUCUCUGAGCUGGUGACGCUGCAGACGGCCGGCCUGGUGCCGCCGCCGCCCGAGCCGCCGCGGCUCGACGAGGCCACCGCCGCGCAGCUGUCGCUCAGCUGGAGCCGGCGGCCCACCGAUGACUCGUUCGACGUGCACAUGGAGAAGGACGGCUCCAAGUACGGCUUCCUGGCGCUCUACAGUGGGCCGGACACGCGUCACCGGGCUAAUGGGCUGACCAGGAACACCAGCUACCGGUUCAAGCUGCGGGCGAUUAACGAGGAGGGGGCCUCUCGCUGGUCGGAGACGGUCAGCUACCGGACGUGCUGCCUGCCGCCGGCGGCUCCUGCCCGGCCGGCGGUGAGGGGCCGGGUCCACGCACACCAGGCGCGUGUGCGCUGGGAGCCUCCGGCCGACACGGGCGGCGGGGGGAUCGCCGAGUACCGGCUGCAGCUGCUGAGCGCUGGCGGCCAGUGGACGACCGUGUACAGCGGCGCCGAGCUGGAGCACACGGUGACCGGCCUGCAGCCGGGCACCGCGCACCAGAUGAGGGUGUGCUGUGUCGGUGAGGGCGGCCUCAGCGAGCCCUCCGAGCCGGCCACGGUCACCACCGAAGCCGUCUGUCCCGGCCGCUGUGCGCCGCCCCGGCUCCACGGGAAGCCUCGUGCCACAUCCUGUCACGUCAAAUGGGCGGCGCCGGAGUUUUGCGGCGGCGCGUCCGGCACUCUGGCGCUGGAGUACGAGCUCGAGCUGACCCUGGACGAGCCGACUGACGGAGUGGAGGAGCCGCCGGCCGCCAGUCGGGUGUACAGUGGCUCGGAUACAGAGUGUACCGUGUCCACCCUGCUGCCCGGCCGGCCCUACCGGCUACAGGUGCGCGCGGUGAACCGUGUCGGCGCCGGUCCGUGGUCCGAGUCUCUGUCUGUACUGAGCGGCGCCGGACCGCCCUCCCCGCCCGCCGCGCCCUCCGUGUCAGCCCGCUCGCCGCACGCGCUGCUGGUGCGCUGGGCGGAGCCGGCAUCCAACGGCGCCGCCGUCACCGAGUACCGGCUGGAGCUGGCCGUGGGCAGUGCCGCCUUCCAGCCGGUCUACACGGGCACGGCGCUGCAGCACGAGGCGCGCGGACUGCAGCCGGCCACUGCCUACCGGCUGCGGGUGUCGGCCUCCAACUCUGCCGGCGCCGGGCCGCCCUCUGAGCCGACUGUGACGGUUACCCCGGCGGCCUCGCCCGCGGCCGUCACCUGCGUGGAGGCCGAGCCGACGGCCACCAGCCUGACACUGAGCUGGCAGCCGCCGGCCGACCACGGCGCCGAGGUGCUCCACUACACUGUGGAGGUCUCCGAGAGGCUGUGCAGCACGGCCGGCCCGCAGCCGCGGCUCACUGUCAACCAGCUGGCGCCCGACACCGUCUAUAGGAUACGUGUUCAGGCGGUGAACAGCGUGGGUCCCGGCCCGUUCAGCGCCGUCUACCGCUGGAGCACCCUGAGCCUGCCGCCGGCGCCGCCGCCCCUCGAGGUCACCCACACGGCGCACAACUUCGUCCGCCUCCGCUGGGGCGACGUCAAACAGCAGACGGAGCGUAUCGUGUACUCGCUAGAGUGCGAGGCCAAGAAUGGAGAGUUUUACGUGGUGUACGAGGGCAGCGGCACCCAGUUCAAGAUGGCCCGCCUCUCCGAGGACACCGAGUAUCGGCUGAGAAUCUGCGCGGCCAACGAGGCCGGCGAGGGGCCCUACUCGAAUGUGGUCAGCACGCGCACCACCCGACAGCCGCCGCCCUCCGUCAGAGGUCUGCGUCUGGGCGACCGGACGGAGCGCAGCUGUACCCUGGAGUGGCUGCCGGUCAAGUCUGGCGCGUCGGCCGACCAGAGGCCCAGCUAUGAGCUGCAGCUGACGCCGGCCGGCCGGCAGCACGAGUUCCAGACGGUGUACACUGGCCCGGAGGUGCAGUACCGCCUGACCGGCCUGGAGCCCCAGACCGACUACCAGGCGCGCGUCUGCUGCCGGCCCGUCACCGGGGAGUGUGGACCGUUCACCGCUCCGCUGCGGUUCACCACGCCCGCGGCGCCGCCGCCGCCGCCGGCCGCCCGCGCUGCCGCCGCCACCUCCCAGACUGCCAAGGCGGCCGAGCGGAAGCCGUGGACAGAGCAGCAGUGGGCCGUGGUCAUCCUGGGCGCGUUCGCGGCCGUCGCUGUACUGCUGGCCGUCCUCGUACAGCAAAUCAUGGUUAUGAUGUCGUAGUGCAGCGCGUUUCGCCCGGACCCGACCCGACCCUGAUAUAUACCGUCUAUUUUAUUACGUGGUUGUACGUGCCCUCUGUGUCCAGAUUUUAUCUGGCGGGUGCGCGUCUGUCGGUCUGUCGCGUCCUGUCCCCCCUUCCUCCCCGCCACGCCCCGUCCUUCCGUCGCCAACCGAUCGUGAACGUGGAGAGCUUCGAACGACUGCCACCAGAGGCGCUGUGAUCGCGCCGGGACACGGCUGGACCGAGAUACGCGCGGGAGACAGACGAAGCACGGGCCGCUGUCCUAACCGCCGAGCGCAAACACCUAUAAACAGGUAAAUCACCAGACCAAUGUGCCACCGGAGAGGACUGCAGUGUCUCCGCGCUCGGCGGGGGUGGCUCGUGUGGUUCGUCUGACCGUCAGUGGUUGUGUGUGCGCGCGCGGUGUUCGGUGUUCUCUCGGGGGCGAACGGCGGCGGCGGGCGGCCUGUCCUCUCCGGUGUCCUAGGUGUGGCUCCAAGACAAUCCCGCGUGCGUGGCGCGGUUCGCGUGUACAAAUUGAACGCUGCAUUUAUGUCUCAUUUAUGUCUGCCGGCGGGCCGGGGCGCUCGGCGAGCAGCGUCCGGCCCGGCCGGCUGUUUUGUUUUAUUGUCAGGGUUUUGCUCGGGCGUCGCGUGCUGGGGCGGUGUCAGAGUCUGAGCGACAGACGAGAAGUGCGGUAAGAGCUGGGCAAUCGGCGAGCCCGCCCCGGCCUCUCGGUAGUUUUAUUUUUGUUUGCAUCGCUUGCUGGACACGGACGCAAGCAUCCAUUCCACACAAGGCACAAAAUCGUGUUUUGGAUGCGAAUUUCCGUUAUCGAAUAGCUUUACCAGAGGGAUUGUUUAUCGAGCGUUAUACUGCAAUUAAAUAUAUAUUUACUGUUAUAGCACUGCUUGGCGAGCACGCUGCGGCCGGGCGGUGCGUCUCUGGUGACAAUCGCCGGCCUCUCCCGCCCACAGCCCCUUUUCAAUGGCGCCCGCCGGUGUGGUUAUGUGAUUAAGACAUGGAUGGAUUGGACAUGGCGCACACACGGACUGGCGCACGCGGACGCGCCUCUCCUAUCUAUUAUAUAUAUAAACUGGCUAUAUUCUGUUGUCUGAUGCAUUCCAAAAUAAACAGGCUACGUUGA
Amphibalanus amphitrite is the source of this 4998-nucleotide messenger RNA. RefSeq names its product fibronectin type-III domain-containing protein 3a-like (gene mtgo). Gene Ontology annotation, molecular function: protein binding. The coding region runs from base 140 to 3850 and encodes 1236 amino acids. The record is from RefSeq and is a predicted model, not a curated record. The transcript is spliced from 18 exons. NCBI's taxonomy places the organism in Eukaryota, Metazoa, Arthropoda, Thecostraca, Balanomorpha, Balanidae.